Syngnathus acus (greater pipefish) is the source of this 1403-nucleotide messenger RNA. It is a transcript of the gene afg1lb, whose product is annotated as AFG1 like ATPase b. Gene Ontology annotation, molecular function: ATP hydrolysis activity; ATP binding. The record is from RefSeq and is a predicted model, not a curated record. NCBI's taxonomy places the organism in Eukaryota, Metazoa, Chordata, Actinopteri, Syngnathiformes, Syngnathidae. Gene Ontology annotation, cellular component: cytoplasm; mitochondrion.
UGUGUCGAUAAAGGUUCGACACUUUGAACCAUCAUGGCAGCCUACGUGUUUCCCACUGCUGUAAGAUGCUUGGUGACUUUGGUACCUUUUAGCUACGUUCCGGCUUUGAGAAUCACCUGUUGUCAGGUCGUCAGUAAGAUAAUUCAAGGUUACACGAGCUCGAGGAAGUGCUGUUCUUCCACGUCAAUCUCCUCAGAAUCUCCCACUAUUGAUUCUGGUGACACUGUCACUGAGUACGACCGCUUGGUCCAGUGUGGCUCUUUGAGAGAAGAUGCUUUGCAAAAGAGUGUUCUCCAGCGGCUGGCUAGCCUACAACAGACCCUGCAAAAUUACAGUAACACUUCCUACUUGAACCCACCUCCCCUGACAAUAAACUCCAACUGCAAUAGACUUCCGAAAAGGACCGAGCCCUGCAUUAUAACAAGUGGAGCAUCUGCUGGAAAAGAAGAAGAUGCUCCACCUCCUCCAUCUAAAGGUUUCUACAUUUAUGGAGAUGUUGGCACAGGGAAGACCAUGUUGAUGGAUUUGUUUUUCUGCGGGGUGCAAAACAGCCGCAAGAGGCGAGUCCACUUCAACGGCUUCAUGCUGGAAAUCCACCAAAGGAUCCACCGGCAGAAACAAAGCCUGCCGAGUCGAACGCUAGGCAACAUGUUCACCUAUGACCCCAUAUCGCUACGGAGAUCGCCCAUGAAAACCUGCCUCCUGUGUUUUGAUGAGUUUCAGGUGACGGACCUCGCUGACGCCGUGAUCCUGAGGCAGAUUUUCCGCGUUUUCAAGACCGGGGUGGCGGUGGUGGCGACCUCCAAUAGAGCGCCUGAUGAUCUGUACAAAAACGGACUUCAGAGGGACACCUUUCUACCUUUCAUCGACGUGCUGAAGGAGUACUGCCACACUAUCUGCCUCGACUCUGGUUUGGGCUACAGGAGGCUGCGCAGGACUGGAACAGGGAAACUCUACUUCCUGACAAGAGAGCCUGGCGCGGACGCUACAUUGAAUGCCAUGUUUGACGAGCUGGCUUUGACACAAACUACCUUUACUGGUCCAAAGGUGCUCACCGUGCUGGGCAGGGAAGUGACGCUGGAGAAAACCUGCGGCUCCGUUGCAGACUGCACUUUCCUCGAGCUGUGCGGCAGAGUGAGAGUGGUGAUUCAAGCUGCGGCUCCGUUAGAUGAGCUGUUUGUUCAAACCGGAGGAGAUGAUGAGCGGAACCAACAGCUUCUGGAUGACUUGGGCCUGAAGGAGAAGGUGGCUGAGUGACUGACUCUUUUCACAGCUGAGGAGGAAACGUUUGCCUUUCAAAAAACUGUUUCCAGGCUCACGGAGAUGCAGACCGACACGUACUGGAUGGAGGGAGAUCACAGAAAAACGAAGAAACACCUCAACACAUAAUUUUCACUCGUGGC